Molecule: messenger RNA, 1166 nt
Organism: Mustela erminea (ermine)
Lineage: Eukaryota; Metazoa; Chordata; Mammalia; Carnivora; Mustelidae
Gene: PPP1R1A
Product: protein phosphatase 1 regulatory inhibitor subunit 1A
Exons: 3
Coding region: 537-1151 (204 amino acids)
Biological process (GO): intracellular signal transduction
Cellular component (GO): cytoplasm
Molecular function (GO): protein phosphatase inhibitor activity
Source: RefSeq, a predicted model, not a curated record
CCCUUUCCUUUCUCGCUCCAUGAGACAACCCGUUUUAAGAUCAUAAAUGAAAUCUUCCUCUCGCGUUUGCCGCCUCCUCUUGGCAGCGCCCCUCUCUACCUUCCCACUCAUAAAACCUGUCCCAGCCUGAAGAAGUUCUCCGUCCCGCUCCCCACCCCCACUCCCUGCCCGGAUCUCUGAGGACACCUGGAUGCCGGCAGCGGCCGCCGACCACGACCCGGACCCGGCCACACCCGGCUCGCCCGCCCGCGGGGUGGGGACCCCCGCAGCCGGCGGAGCAGCCACGACGGGGUUAAGGUUCCGGGCUGGGGGAGGGGGAGGGGGCCGGGAGGGGCGGGUGCGGAGCCAAUCGGCGGCCGCAGAGUCCCCGGGGCCGAUAGCCGGGAGCGCUGUGCCGGGAGCCGGGAGCUAAGCGCGCCGGGCUGGGGCCGGGGCCCGAGCGGAGCGGAGCAGAGAGGGAGCGCGCCCGCCCCAGCCCCGAGUCCCGCCGCUUGCCCUCCCGCCGCAUCGCGGGCUUAGCGGCCGCCGCCCCAGCCAUGGAGCAAGACAACAGCCCGCGGAAGAUCCAGUUCACCGUCCCGCUGCUGGAGCCGCACCUUGACCCCGAGGCGGCGGAGCAGAGCCUGCAGAACCCAUCCCUAAAGCUCAGGAGAGGGGCAGUGAGAAACCCAGCAAAGAGGAACCCACAACCCAUAUACCACCAUUGGAUUCCCAGGGAGCCAACUCGGUCUGAGAGUGGAGGAGGUAUCCUGCAAUGGAGACUGCGGUUGGGAAUGCAUGGACACUGGAUCAGUUUCUUACUCUUCACUUUUGGGAAAAAUCUCUUGUUUUUAAAAAGUGAUAAAUUUGGUGUUAGGUCCUUGGCAUUUUCCUUCUUUCCCGGCAUGGAGAAUCCUCUUUCCCUCCCUUCUUGUCCUGCCCUCUCUGCAGCCCCCUCUCCUGCCCAGCUCCUCUGGAAAAGAGGAAAUCGAGAAGCUGGACGGGAGCCUUGGGGGAGGGGAGAGAAUUCUCCCCUCAGCCCUGCCCCUACUUGCUGUGGCAAGAGAGAUGGGCGGGGGGGCAGUCAGACAGGUGUAAGGACUAACUUCCAGGGCACCAAGAAGGAAGGAAAGGCCUGGGUUCUGGGUUCUGGGUUCUCUUCUCUUAAUUGAGGAAAAGAUACCAGC